Molecule: messenger RNA, 1584 nt
Organism: Didymosphaeria variabile
Lineage: Eukaryota; Fungi; Ascomycota; Dothideomycetes; Pleosporales; Didymosphaeriaceae
Exons: 4
Coding region: 1-1584 (527 amino acids)
Biological process (GO): mRNA cis splicing, via spliceosome
Cellular component (GO): spliceosomal complex; cytoplasm
Molecular function (GO): protein binding
Source: RefSeq, a predicted model, not a curated record
AUGUCUUCACAAAAUCCUCCCCCAUGGCGCCGCGACGACCGGCAUCCUCAGCGAGCAGCGCCUGCACCCACAAUUCCCGCAAAACGCUCAGCGAACUCGCGGUCGCAAGACCACCCAUCCAAGCGAUCUACAAACGCGCAAGAGGAGGCAUGGGUCGCUGAUGAAGAUCGCUUCGUCCUGCAGCAAGCGAAGAAGAGGGCAGCGUUGCGGGUCAAAGGUGGCCGGGCCAAACCGAUCGACUGGCUCGCGGUCACACUUCGCUUCGUCGAUACUACCAAGGCAUUUCUGGACGAGGAAGUUGAGGAUCACGAGCUUGAUGUGGUAGAUCCAGAGGGUGUUUUCGAAGGACUUCACGACGACGAUCUGGCUGAGCUGGAGAAGGAGAUCGAGAACUAUCUCACACUAGAAACAAGCCGCAGCAACCGAGACUACUGGACUGCUUUGAAGACGAUAUGUAAAGAUCGACGACGAAAAUCCCGCGCCGAAGCUCGAGGAACCAGUUCCGUUUCUGUAGAUAUCGACCGCCUGCUAGCUCCGAAGACAUACGAACAAUUGGAGACACUGGAAGUGCAGGUGAAGAAGAAGCUGGAAUCAGAUGAGCCUAUUGACUAUGACUAUUGGGAACAACUACUGCGUAAUCUGCGAGUAUGGAAAGCUAAGGCAAAGCUACGUCGCGUCUCGCAGGAGAUACUGAAGGAGCGCUUGGAGAGUCUCCGCAAACAGCAACAGGAUACUGCGCUUUCUGUACAGAACAAAGUUCAGGCUAUGCUUGACGCGGCUCGCCAAUCAGACAAGAGCGAGGCAACUUCGCUCGCUUACGACCCGGCGCUGGAUCCGGAGCCGUUGCUCAAGCUUCAUGCGGAGGAAAAAUUAUUAGAGCAAAUUGAUGAGCGGAGGUUCCUAGACAAUAUAGUCAGGGAACGACAAAAAAUUCUCAAGCUGGGCUAUGUUCCGAUUCAGACCCGGAUUCAAGAUGUCUCGAUCAACUUACCGACAUCGAAACCCGGGCAGGCAAAUGCUUCAGCAGUAUCUCGAUUUGCGCCUGUUGAGAAGGAGGACUACUCUAAGGCCACCAUGGCGCUCUACGAGAGAGAAGUCGCCCGCGGAGUUGAGGAAGGCGAGGAGAUCUUUGCGGGCGAGGAGGAGAUCACGCUGCCCCAACCGCAAUGGGCAAGCAGAUACAAGCCUCGCAAGCCGCGGUACUUCAACCGCGUGCAAAUGGGCUACGAGUGGAACAAGUACAAUCAAACGCAUUAUGACCACGACAAUCCUCCGCCCAAAAUUGUUCAGGGCUACAAGUUCAACAUCUUCUACCCAGACUUGAUCGACAAAUCUCGCGCACCUACCUACAAGAUUGAGCGCGAGAACGGCCGCAAGCGCGGGCAGUCUUUCGCCCCAGCUGGUGAAGAUGAUACCUGCCUGAUCCGCUUCAUUGCAGGGCCACCAUACGAGGACAUCGCCUUUCGCAUAGUCGAUAAGGAGUGGGAUUAUAGCGCCAAACGAGAAAGAGGAUUCAAGAGCAGCUUUGACAAGGGAAUCCUGCAACUCCACUUUCAGUUCAAAAAGAUAUACUAUCGAAAAUAA